CAUCUCCCGGCGUCAUCAACUGCCUCGCAUUGGCUACCCUUGACAAGUUGACUCAUCGAGAGUAGUAGUUGGUAUUCACUAGUUACACUUUGCAGCGCUUUUGCAGCUGCUGUAGUGGAUUCACGCUGGAUUGUGGCGUGUGGUCUGUGGAUGUGUGUUGACAUAUUGUACAUACCGACACACUUAUCGUACGCAUAUGUUAUGGGCACGUAUAUAUGUUCUGUAUUGAUUAGUAUAUAAGCAUACCGGCAAGUCCCUAUAGUUCUUCACAUGGCCUCUAUCACGCAUUGUGUGUGUGUGUGUGUUUGUGAAGUACUAGAUACAUACACGCCAGUACAAUAUACAAGGAAAGGACUCAGAGAUCUCACCACUUCAUAAGCAGAUGGAGAAUGUUGUGAACAUAGAUACAAAGAUAUUGCGGAUAUCCGUAUAUAAUAGGCUCUGAAAGUGCCGUCCAUGCACACUUAGAACUCAGCAACCGUGGACACCAGGAUUAAACUUCGAUACCUUUCAAUCAAUACAAACACCGUAAAAAUAUAUAACCAUGGAUGGAAAGGAUAAAGUACUUUCAAGUGCGGAUGGGAGCAAGGUCAAGCUCACCGCAGCACUCGCGACAGCAAAAUGCCUUUGGUUUUGUGCGGCGUACUCGGCAUCGGCUUCGUACAGUGUCAGUGCCUUCUGCGCAUUGGCUACUGCCGUUGCCGGGGCUCUUCUGUGUGCACUGAACAAUCCCUUUGCGAAAGGACGGCUCAAUAGCAAACUGAUGGGGAAGGUGGCUGUGCACAGUCUAGUGACAGCUGUGUCCAUCGGUUGCCUAGCAACGUCCAUCCCGAUGCUGAGCCCCUCCCGCGUGUUCCUGAUCUUCGAGUCAACGACCGUUGUCAUGAUAACCGUGCUGAGCAUGGUUCUCUCUCGGUCCAAUCGGCUGGUGCCCAUGCAGGCCAAGCGCGGCGUUGUACUCGUACUCGUCGGCGUCCUGUGUGUGUGGUUCUUCGAUACCACCACGGCCAAUCAAUUCGCAGAGAUUGCGAGCGAGGGAGCAGCGGCCGCGCUGUCGACCAAUGAAACCGAAGAUAAUAUCCUCGAGGAGGCCAUCUUAGAUGAGCAUGCGGCAAAGGUGUUGCUCUCACCCGAGUCUGUUUCGGCAAACGAUUUCCCUACUGGGCUUCUUCUGGUGUUGUUGGCCGCUGGGGCUGAAGUUAUAGCACAGCGCAUGACGCGAAAAACCAGCAGCGACAUCGACUCGGCAACACGACUCAUUCCCAUGUCACAGAUAGGCGCAGCUAUACUGUGUGCCAUCUGGUACAUGUGCUCACAGCCCAUUGCAGAUGGACACGCCAACCCAAGCAACGGGUGGCUCAUCCGCAUGGGUGUGAUGGCAGGAGGCAUGACCUUCUUCACACACUACCUGAGCUCCAUGCUCAACAGCACGUGUGCUCGGUCUCAAUGGGCCCCAUCUACCUACAUCAUCUGCGUGUUCCUGGCACUAUGCAUGUGCAUGGUGUCUGGUUAUGCUCAGUCGCUAGGGUUUAUAGCGUUGGUAGGGUAUACGCUGAUGGUUGUGGGGACGUAUGUUAUUGGUCUGGUGGAUAGGGCGAUUACGGGCAGUGCUGAGCUGAAGAAAUCCGCCCCACAGUCGUCGAGUCUGCCGCUGGUGGACCCGAAGUUCGGAAGCGCAUCGCUGGAUUCCUUGGGCAUUGGUGGCUAUGUCAAUGUAGUUGUCAGCGUAUCUGCAAGAUAUCUCAAGAUCGUUCUGGGCGCCACUGAGUCCCGUCGCAUCUUCUACUUCCUGUGCCUGAACUUCGCCUUCAUGUUCAUUGAGUUCGGCUACGGCUUCUGGACGAACAGUUUGGGCCUGAUGUCAGAUGCAUUUCACAUGCUCUUCGACAAUUUGGCGUUGGCUAUUGGGUUGGUGGCGAGUGUGGUGGGUAGAUGGUCUAGUGAUUCUACGUAUACGUACGGCUACGGUCGUGUUGAGGUCCUCUCCGGCUACAUCAACGGACUGUUCCUUGUGUUUAUUGCUGUGAGUAUCACUAAGGAGGCCGUUGCACGCAUGUUUGAGAAACCUGAGAUGACGACUGAGAAUUUGCUUGGGGUAUCAUUUGCCGGUCUGCUAGUUAAUUUGGUGGGCAUGUUCUCCUUAGGACAUGCGCAUUCACAUGGCGGCGGAAACCAUGGCCAUUCGCAUGGGUGUGGGAGUUCAAAGGAAAAGAAAUCCGAAGAUCAUGGAAAUGCACACGACAGGCCUACGGAACACGCACAUGCACACGCACACGGAGUGCCGGAGAAUGCUCAUGGACAUGCGCAUGGGGCACCGACACAGACAUGCGAGGCUAAUCACGGCCACGGGCAUGGAGGUGGCGAUAACCACGCACACGCACACGCACAAGAGGAAGAGGAAGAGAUAGUAGAAGAGGACCAUUCCGACCACGACGCCAACAUGCGAGGUGUCUUUCUGCACGUCUUAGCCGACACAUUGGGAAGUGUGGGGGUGAUUAUAGCGACGCUGCUUAUAGAUAACUUUGGCUGGUGGAUCGCUGAUCCCAUCUGCUCCAUCUGCAUAGCCGUGUUGAUCAUUCUCUCUGCCAUGCCGUUGGUGCGUGGUCUCACCCGCCAGCUAUUGCAACGCACCCCCAAGAGUGCCGAGAAUAAGCUCAACCGCACCUUGGCCAAGGUGCGAGCGAUCGAUGGCGUAGUGAACACAUCGAACUUCCACUGCUGGCAAUACACGGGCAGCAAAACAAUCGCAACUGUGCAUAUACACGUGGACCAGGCGGCCCAGGAACAGGCCGUGCUCAACGAAGCCUCCACCUAUUUCUCAACAGCCGGGAUUCACGAUACCACGAUACAAAUCGUCAAGGAGAGUCUCUCGCACUUGCAAGCACGAGCAAGGCAACAAAACGGAUUCACAUACUCUCCAGCUACACCUGCAUACGGUUAAAGUGUGCUAACGAAUAAUAAAUAUAUCUGAUUACCUGA
Messenger RNA from Sphaeroforma arctica JP610, 2979 nucleotides. RefSeq lists its product as hypothetical. Gene Ontology annotation, biological process: zinc ion transport; transmembrane transport; intracellular zinc ion homeostasis. The record is from RefSeq and is a predicted model, not a curated record. NCBI's taxonomy places the organism in Eukaryota, Ichthyosporea, Ichthyophonida. Gene Ontology annotation, molecular function: zinc ion transmembrane transporter activity. Gene Ontology annotation, cellular component: Golgi apparatus; membrane. Bases 545 to 2941 code for a protein of 798 amino acids. The transcript has 14 exons.